UUUUUUUCUUACAUUUUUGUUCUCAAUCUGUCGACCUUUCUUGUUUCUUGCUCAACCGCGAAGCAGGACAACACCAGACACUACACCAAACUAUACAGAUCCAGCCCAUCCAAGUACCUGCUACGACCUCACAGGGUACCUAGGUAGGUAGCUAAGUUGCAAUAUGCCGUGGCUCGAGCUCACACCACCGCUGCCACUGCCCGCGCCUCCUCGCGCCAACAAACUUAAGACACUACCGACUGAGAUUUACACUACGACGCUGAACUACCUGCUUUCGAACGACUUGAUACUGCGUCAGACUUUACCCUACCUACCGCCGUCCUCUGUCUUCAAGCUCGCCGCCACCUCGCGCGACUUCCGCAGCUUGAUUUAUCACACGCCUGGUGCGCUCCGCCAUCUCGAUCUUACUGAUGUCAAGGCCGCACAUCUCGGCAGCGAUGGACUAGAUGGAUUCCGCGACGGAGGCCAGCCUGACGGGCUGAUUACUGAAGACGAAUACUACUCCGCUCCCCUCCGCAACAUCUUCAACAAGCUCGACCGCGCUAGUCUUUUACCCUCUGUCCAGACACUCAUACUGGACGGUCUCUCUGUGACCGCAGAGCUAGUCCAUGACCUCAUCACAGACACAUCUCUCAACAUUCGCAUUCUUUCCCUUCGAGGAGUCAAGAACCUUAACGAAGGAAAGCUACAGCAAAGCCUGCAAACCGUUUGCAGACCUGGCAGGCCCGUAGGAACGCCCCGAGUUCAGGGCAUAUACCUGUUCACGGCACCGUCGACCCAGGCCCGGAGCUCUACGCCAGGCUCUUCCCGUGCAUCAUCUCCAGACUCUGAAUGGGAAGUCCAAUCCGCAUGGUCCGGCAGCCAGGACAGCUGGUACCAGAGCCGCGGGCGGGCCCUUGCUCGCUCUGUAUCCCCCGAGUGGGCCCGUACGAUCCAGGCCUGCCGCGGUGUCAUAUCAUUCGACGCCAUCUUGUGCGCCGGUCCGCGCCACCUCAAUUCUCCCGCGCUCGGGCUGGUAGACGUCUCGUACGCCAGCGGCCGCGAGGUUCCACAGUGGGCCGUCGCGACGCACGCUCUCGACGGGUGCUCAGGCUGUGGCGCUGCGCCCGAGGGGAUGACUGAGUGGGGGAGGUCUGAGAGGGGUGACUGCCCGCUGCUGGAACCCGUGCCGCUGCAUUCGAGCACCGUCAAGGCAGCAGGUAGGCCGUCGCAAGCGGAGGGUGCAAGUUGCCUGAAGUGGUGGUGUGAAGCAUGCUACUCCGGCAUUGGAGGCGCCAACGCGAAGGCUGGAGUUGCGAAGGAUUGUUGGGAAUGUGGUCCGAACUGCUUCGAAUGUAUCUCGGCAACUCAGAGGACCUGCAAGAGCUGCUGUGGUGGCUAUUGUAUCAUCCAUAACGAGGGCUCGACUUCGACUCACGGUGCUGCUCCAGGGGCAGCCUGAGGACUAGAGACCUAUACUAGUCGCGCUGCCAAGUUUCUUCAUGACAUGGAUUGCUGCUGUUUAUUUCCCUUUCUCAACCUACCACGAACUCUCACCUCGGAUUUCCUCGGACCAAAAUAUCUCUACUCUUUCGUUGGCGUUUGGCUUGUAACGAAGUUAUGAAGCGUGUUUUCUUUGAUAUCUCUCCGCUCCUCUUGCCUAGCACUCCCCUCCACGAUCAAGGCUGCAUUUGCUGCUUUAAUAUCAAAUACCCAUCAAAUACUACAAUUGUUAAAAGGAAAGAUCGCGGUAGAUUUGUGCGACAUUUCAGCCGGUUCGGUCGUAAAAGGAGCCAAUAUCUUUUUCAGCAACAACAGCAGAUGACGCUAGUUCGCGGGUGCGUUUUCGUUUGAGCUCCCGUAUUGUCCUUUGUAAUGACCCGCCUUUUUAUUGUUGAUGGAGCGACACUGUGACUAUCUAGUCAGAGACAAGUUGUUCCAAGCUCAAUCAAGAAUUGUCCA
Molecule: messenger RNA, 1941 nt
Organism: Pyricularia grisea
Lineage: Eukaryota; Fungi; Ascomycota; Sordariomycetes; Magnaporthales; Pyriculariaceae
Exons: 6
Coding region: 164-1441 (425 amino acids)
Source: RefSeq, a predicted model, not a curated record